AUGGGACAGAAUGAUGUGAAUAGUAGCUCUGAGGUAAUCCAACCUGAAAGGGCACUCUCUCAAACAAACAUAUUGGUUAGGAAAAAAAUAUGCCAAAAUAAGACAUCUCCAAAAUAUCAAAAUGAAAAGAAGCGAUUUAGGGAAAGUAUGCAGUGUCCAGAGUUUAAAAAAAACAGGAAAAGGAUAAAAAUGGCUGAAGGUCUGGAAGAUUCAACAGUCCAGGACAUUCUUUCAAACAUGGACCUCUACAAUGAAUGUGAACUAAAAACAGAUAAAAAUACCACAGCAAGUUCUUCAGUAAUUAGUACAGAAGAACUGAACUGUAAUGCAACUGUUUCCUUACCUUCACUUGAUGUGCCUGAUUUCCUUCUUAAAAAACAUGCUCAAAAACAUGUUGCCUUGUCUGGUGAUGAACAGGAGAGUCAAUCGCACUUUGCCCCAUUCAAUGUAAAUGACGAGAAGCCAGAACUUAAGGAAAACAGUGUUCUUGAGUCAAAGACUGUGGAACCACAUGCUGACGUAAGCAAUACAGUGGACGAUGAUUCUGUAGUGGAGAUGCUGGUUGGUGAAAAAAUCACCAACUGCAGCAAUAAUACUGCGGGUGACAUGCAAGGAGGGAAAAUAGCAUCCAAAGAAAAAGCAGUAAGUAAAACUGGGAAAAAACUGCAGUUCAGCUGUCAAAGAACAGUGCCAUUUUCAGGUAAAAAUAUUUGGCCUCAUGAAUCAUGUGCAAGGACCUCUUUGUGGUUUUGUAAAAAUCAUGCAACUGGCUUAGAAUUUUUAAGAGGUACUGAUUAUUUUGCUAAUUCGGUCCAAAUGGAGCUACAUAAGCAGUUAGUAGAUACUACUGAACAGCCUGCAAAUAAGAUAAUGGGUUGUAAAACAGAACUUUCUGUCAAAAGCCCAACUGCAGAAUCUCAACUUGAUAUACACACAGCUUUCUCGGGCACUGGAAAUAAAAAUGGAAUUUCCUCUACAGAUAUGGAAAGGCCUAAGCAAUCUAAAGUGACAAAAAAUGCAAAGAAAUACAAACUGACUUUGAAUUCACCAGAGAAAUCUAUUAAAAAUGGAGAGAUAAUAACCAAGAGAAAUGUUUCCAUAGAUGCCAUGUUUGUAGACAAUAGUAAAAAUAAGAUAAAGGCAUUGAUUUCCCACCAAAAGACUGCAGUUCCACAGGUACUGAAAACAUUAAGCAUGACGAAGCUGUCAAAUUUCAAAAUACCUCUACUGAAGGACAAGAGUGUAUACAGGAAGGAAAGAAAUUGUUACAAUCCUUUGAACAUUGUAGAUGAUGAUAAAGCUUCUGUAAGGAAAGACAGGAGUAAGAGGGUUUCAUCUGAUAUAAAUUUUGAGCAUCUGUUCCACUCUGAACAGAUUAAUGGUGUUACUGUGGCUGCAGUGGAAGAACAUGCAGGCCAAUUCGACUGUAGAGCUUCCAGAAGUCUUAGGGAGAGCAGUUUUUAUAACAACAAUCUCACAACUUCUCUUGAGAGUGAUCUAGAAUUAGCUUUAAAAGAUAUGUCUAAUUUGAGUACUGGAUGUACAAAGAAAUCAACUGAGAGCUCUAGUGUGUCGUCAGAAAUUAACAAAGAUAAUUGGAGCAAUACCUUGACUCAGACUAAAGAUAAGUUUUAUGCAGAUGUUCUUAAGGCUUAUGAAGAUGAUGCUCUUGUGAUUGAUGUGAUUCAGGAUGAUCCUGAUCUGUUUGGAAAUACUGAUGAAAUGAAAAUCACAGAUAUAAAGGAGCAUUUUACAGACAACUGUAGUAUCACCAUUUCCUUGCAAGAAAAACUGGAUUUAAAUUUCGAAUCCUCUCCACUUCCAAGAAUAAUCCUCUCAAAAUUCUGUCCUAGAGAAAGUCCCAUUCAGGUGCAUGACACACCAGGGUCUGCCAUGGAUGUCCCUGCUUCAUUGAUAGAAGUUGAUGAUGGAACUAAAUCAGGCUCCUUAAAUGGAACCAGUUUAACAAGAGGCUCAACAGAGUUGUCUGAGGAUGGACAGCUGACUGAAUCAGAGGAUCUUGUAAGGAGUUCUGACUCAGAUGAAAAGUUCACAUUUUCAGAAGAAAUAGUUGCUGUAAAAGAAAUAGCAAAUAUUCAGGAAAAAGAAAAAAUUAAGAAUACUGAAUGUCAGCAUGUGAACCUUGAUCAUCAAGUAGAAGUCCCACUUCGUCCUGUGAAAGCAGUUGCUGCCCCAAGGCAAGGCACAGUAGCGAUACCGUGGAUAAAUGGUCCACUUAUGCUUUCAUCAUAUACCAACAGUCGUGAAUCUUGGAAAGUAGAGAAAAAUGGAAUGACUUACUUAGGGCUGAAUGUACCCCGUGGAUAUUGCCGAUCACAUUUCAAUACAUUGAUUGGCUGUGGGAGACCAAAGUGCUGGUAUGGGCAUGUUCCAGAAGCUGGGGAUGAAAAGCUUUGCAAUGAAAUACUUAAAAAAUAUAUACGUAUUGGUGAAGUAGUUUUGCUGCAACGUGCAGUUCAAAUAUUUACAGAUUUCUUCUCCGAUGUUACUCGAGGUGUGCACUUGGAUUCACAAAUGCUAAAUAACUUGCUAAUAUCUUUACUCCAGUACUGUUUGUUGAAAGAAUUAUUUCAUAUACUUCACACUUGCCUACUGAUCAAAGCGAUGCCUGCUGUAGAUAUUCUUCUCAAAGUGUUUGAGCGUGUGGCUUCCUUGAAAUUAAAAGAAGUAGUGCCUGAGUUAAUUGACAUCUCUUAUAAGCUUAUUGAUGAUGGAAUGGUUCUUGAAUAUGAACAUUUUGGCUGCAUCUCAAAGUUCCUUAGCCAACUACAAGUUUCUAGUCAAGAAAUAACUACUUUUAUGUCCAGAUUUCAGGGAAGCCAUUUCUACAAGGCCAGUAUUUGUGACUUUGGUUCAGCAAUAGCAGAAUUUCAGCAUUGUAAAGAAAAAGGAGACUGGACUAAUCUGGGCAUUGUGUAUGUUAAUGUGAGGAAAGGGUGUAAAAGUUUUGAUGAUCUUGCAAAGUACUCACUGUAUGUUGCUAACAUCCUAAGUGAUUCUGCAAAAGAAGAAAGACCAGGAGUUCCUUUUUGCGAAUUUGCAGCUGCAGUUAAUGCAGAGCCGUGGCACAGUGAAGCAGACAAAACAUUAUUGGGAAGGAUGGGUAUCAGUGUUUUAUAUUCUUACUAUAGAAUACAGCAGUGGCUAAAGGCAAGGAAGAUACUGGAUACGCUUCAUGCUUUACAGAUACGCUUUACAUAUUUGAAAGGGCUUAUUGGUCCAGAGCGAUUGGCACCGCAGUGCCAAAUUGUCAAUGUUGCGGUGGAAGUCUUUCUCAACAGUGGGAGCCUAGAUGGUGCAGUAUGGAUAUUGAAAGAAUCAGAAUGGGUAAUCAACACAUUGACAUGGCCUUGUGAUAAAAUGGAUGUCCUAAAUAGGCAUAACCUGCUAUGUAAGAUAGCAUCUGAAUAUCUUACUAAAAACCGUUACAGAGAAGCAUUUGAAGUCUUGCGAAAUCUACCAGGCUUUCAGACUUCUUGUGAUAGACUGGAUGUGUCUCAGUACAGUCUUCUGUUUAACAAACUUCUAGGAGCUAGUUCAGAAAACAAAAGCCUUGGAAUAUCUUCAGCUGUAGUAGAUUUCAUGCUUGCAAAGAAAAUUCCUGUUGACUUUCAGUUACUUAGAUCAUUCAUCACAGCACUGGGAAGAAGCUGUCUUUGGCUUAAAGCAAGGACGUAUUAUAGAAGUGCUUUAGCAUUGGGUUGCUACCCACCACUGCAGGGAAAUCUGUACCGUAAACUUCUUCAGAUUCCAUCUUACAUAACUGAGAUUGAGAUGCUGUUAGCGAUUGAAAUCUUUUUGGUUUCAAAUGCUAGUAAUAUUCAGAGUCCUGGUGCUUCUAAUCAAAUUCUUCAGAUAGUAUUGAAGAGAUGUGAAGGCGACAGUGUACAAAAUAAAGAUGACUAUCAAAGUGCAAUGGGAAGGCUAAUUCAAGCUACUCAGUUAGCUGCGCCAAAGCUUUUCUUAAAGCAUUUGACAGUAAACAUCACCCAGGAGCAAGUUUAUAGUUUGGAACAUGCAUGUGUACUUAAAUGGUUGAAAGAUAAUAUGAAAUGGGCGGGAAAAGUCUGGCUUUUUCAGUAG
Molecule: messenger RNA, 4104 nt
Organism: Eublepharis macularius
Lineage: Eukaryota; Metazoa; Chordata; Lepidosauria; Squamata; Eublepharidae
Gene: TOPAZ1
Product: testis and ovary specific TOPAZ 1
Exons: 19
Coding region: 1-4104 (1367 amino acids)
Biological process (GO): spermatid development; spermatocyte division
Source: RefSeq, a predicted model, not a curated record